CCUGUAGUGUUUUCUCACAGACACUCACACACUCGUUGUGUUGAAGGAUGAUACAUAUAAAUAUAAUAUUUUAUUUUCCACAUUUGUGGACCAGUCCCUGUGGUUUUCACACCAGUGAACUGUCACAUCUCUGCAUGACUGUUCUUUAUAACUUAUGCCACAGUGACCACUACAGGGAACAGGAAAUGAUUAAUAACAUGCCAUCACAGCUAUAAAUGUACAAAAGAUCAAUAAAUAAAUUUGUAAUCGUUAGCCAUUUACUGUGGUGUAGGAGAAAAAAACACUUCAUGAAGUGCUGUUACAGGAAAAUACUCAACUCUGUUUCCUUGCUGUGAAUUAUUAUACUAACAGUGUCCAAAAAUGUUUUAUUCCAUUAGUAGCAUUCUCUCAUUUUUGCAGUGUGCUAACUCUCCUUAUUUAUAGUGCACUUGCUUCCACAGUUUGGUCCUGACUUGAAAUAUUUAAAAGAAACAGCCAGUAUGUGAGAUAUAAUUGAAAUCAAUCGGUUUAAUUUAUGUGUUUUGUGCAUUAAAAAAACUCACUAAACAAUGCUAUAAGGACAUGUUUGCUCAUUCUUCUGAGUUCUAGCAGGAAGGAAAAACAGCACCACAAAACCACUAGCAUGUGUCAGUAGGUGGUACGGCUCUGUGCUAACAGCAUGAACAAAAAACAGCACAAUUAACCCUGUUUCUGACCAAAUCUCCUAUAGCCCUGUCACUUGUCUUUAAUUAGCUUACAGGACUGGGGAUCAUAAAUCCAAAGUUAGAUAAAGCCUGUGUAAAGCAAAAGCCUUUCCCCUUCAGAAAAUAGGCUUUUCCACCAGGACAAAUGCAUCUAUCUAUGUUAUGCAUCCUCAUAUUAACACCUGUUUUGGCAUUGUUGGUAAAAUAAACAAUGAUGUCUCAGGUACUGUAUAAAAACCCUUAUUAUUAUUAUUAUUAUUAUUAUGAACUAAUCUGACUAAUCUAGUUAAUUGAUCAGUACCUCCAGAAAAAGUAAAUGGUAAAGCCUCUUCUGGAACUGGAAAAGAAGGUAAGCCUCUUAUGUAAAUCUCUAAAUCACUUCCUGUAAUUCACUCCCUUUCUGUUACUUGACAGAUACCUGGAGGUUGGAUGCAAGUGCAUGAGGUUUAUUCACUCAAAUCAUCACAAAAAUAUGAAGAGCCAAAAGAGAAAUAAAAGUCAGUGUAUCUGGGGCUGAGUUUAUAUUUGCAGUUGAUGGAGUGUCUCAGGUCCUUGGUGGCCAGUCACACUCUGUCUUUUUGCUGAAUCUGGGUAGUCCUGCCUCAGCAGUGGUCAGUUUGUCUUGUGGGUAUGAGUGGCACACAGAAGCUUUUGGUAGGUGGCCCCCCACACUUGAACUGAGUGUUGACCAGAGGGAAAUCAGUGGUGCAGGCAUUCCUUGAAGUCAGUGGGAGCUGAUAGCUGAUAGGGGGAUGAAAACAAAAAUAGAAUGACCUACAUGGCAGAAUGGCACAGGGGGUUCUGGGAAUUUCCACAGGAAACCGCUGAUCUCCAAAUUUGCCCACUCUACUUGGCAUUGUACUCUGGGUAGUAGUCUGAUAUUAAGCUAACAUUCACACCAAUGCUGAUUCACACAGGUCACUUCCUUAUGUGGUCAUUGGCCUCUCUGCAGUUGAGGCAGUCUCUCCUUCUCUCUGUCUCAUUUAGGGUGAGAGAGCUGAAUUCCAGCUGAAUUGGUUAUACUCUGCUGGAGGUGUUAGGCACAGCGUUCUCUGCUGUAGUAGGGGUCAGCUCUGCAAGAGUUGGUCAAGCCAGAAAGCCAGAUUGAUGAGGGUGUUCAGAGUCAGGUGUAGGUCAUGACACACAAGCUUGUUGAGUACCUCUGGCUUGAGUUAGCAAUGAAAUGCAGCCUUGUAAUCCAGCUUGUUCCAUCUGCUCCUUGUGGUGAUGGUACACUCCAACACUCCCUCCUAGGUCUCCUAGGAUAAGGACAGUAGCCACUUACCAACCUCCUUACCAAGCUGUGAGUGAAGAUGUAGCAAAAGAGCUUAAUGUGGUGGAAGAGCACAAGUGCUGCUAGAAAGCACAUGCUUCACCAACUUGUUCACACACUACACUGGCCAAAAGGAGUCCCCUGCCUGUUAGCAGCAUGAUGAAGUUGGCCACUUUGUCUAUUUCUGACAUGCUGAUAAAAACUGUUGAAAUACAAAGAACAUUGUAAGAGGAAUCCUGUACAUUGUGAAACGUCACCUGCAUACUUCUCUUACAUGGACAUUCAGUGGCAGAUUGGCAGCAGUGAAAUGCAUCUCAUGGUGAUGACAACGGUUUGGGCUAACUGCUCUACCUUGCUUUCAAAGUCCACAAUUUGCUGCUACUGCUCUCCUGCCAGCUGUCCAUGUGCCGUGAUGGCUUGGCCCCAGCCCGAGUAGCCUGCUGCAAAGGGCCUUAUAAAGGGGCUAACUCAAACAUACAUAACUGUACACAGAUGGAAACAAUCAGAAUGGUAACCAUGAGCAUGGGAGUGCAGGAGGUUGCAGGGGGUUUGUAAUGUUUUGUGAUGUGACAUGUGACAAUGUAAUUCCAGAGCACUGAUUUUCUAUUAGUAUAGAUUUAUACAAGUCAGUUCUUCUGGACCAACAGCAUCAAAACAGCCCCAAAGCAUCACUGAUUCAACAAAAAUGCAAUAAACCAACAGUUUUCAUGACAUGACACAUUGUUUUCCUUGGCUGAGCACUGCAAAUAUGGACCACUGCACGACAAACUCAUCAGAGACAGGGUAGUCGUUAGCUUGAAUGAUUACGUCUGCGUGGUGAAUGUGCUGUUAAACCGUCUGGCUCUGCAGACAUAAGACAUACGAGUCAUAAGCAGAAACAAACCAUCUCAAAGCAGGCAUAGAGGUGAAAGUGGCCAUGGAGCAAAAGAUAAAUUUAAACACAUUCAAAAUGUCAAGUGUGGAAAAAGCCCAUUUCACCCGAAAGCACACGACCCUGCUAAUACAGUACUGUGUCAUGCCUGUGUGACUUAGCCCUUACUUGGACCGGGAUUCUCACCACUCAGUGUGACUGGAGUUUCGAACAUGCUACUUCAAAAAGGUGACAAGCAUACAUUAGAGGAAGUGAAAGUGUAUAAGUGUGCAUCUGGCACUGUUAGGCAGACAUGCCAUCACCAAACUGGGUCUUGUCACACACGUUGAUGACAUAAGCAAACACACUUUGCAGAAACACUAUCCUAAGUUGUCCAGUGGUCUGGGACUGAUACUGUACUGGGGCUGAGACCGAGACCAUACACUAUUAAAGGGAGGGAGAAAUACAUUCUUCCCUCUGUUGAACAGACCCAUGGACUGUUAGUGGUAGUUUUUAGUAAGUUAGAUGCUCGAUGCGAACAUUUACGUUUAGUUAAUACAACACAUGGCACCUACAGGCUACACAUCCAUAAGACACAUACACCUUAGCACAAUGCCAUCUGAUCUCUAAACCAUGUACACCUGUUACUAAUAAUUACAAGGCACUGGACUACUUAUCAGAAGGUUCUGAGUUUAAAUCCUCGGGCCACCAAGGUCUGCCAAUAUUGGGCCCUUGAGCAGGGUACUUAACCCUCAACUUCUCAGAUGUAUAAAACAAAUAAAUGUAAGUUGCUCUGGAUAAGGUGUCUGCCAAAGUUGGUAAAGGUGAAUGUUAGUCUUUUACAAACACAAUCACUGUGAAAGAAAACCUCAAGUUUGUUUAUUCACCUGAACUUUACCAAGCCUUGAAUUCCUGUUUUUAUUUCUAUAUUUUAUUUGACCCUGAUCCUGCCUUACAGAUUGGAUUUGUUUUCUUGGUAUUUCAUUAACUUUUAGACUGUAACUGUAUUUGUCUGAGCUACUACAUUAUGGUAGCCACAACUGUACUACUACUGUGUGCUAUUGCCUCGUUACAGCUCACAUUGUCAUGAGAAAAAUAAGUGAUGAUCUCAAGGAAACACUUUUUAAUCUAUCUCUGUAAUGUUUAUUACUUUAUAAUAAUUUCUACUCAGAUUUGUUAUUCUCUUUUUGAUUUCAGGAUUUCUUUUUACUUUUUUACUUUCCUUUCGACCUUCAUAGCCCUGGUUAUCCUGAUUACUUUUUUAUUUGACCCUGUUUCUGCCUUAAAGAUUGGAUUUGUUUUUUGGUAUUUCACUAAGUAUCAGACUGCAGCUGUAUCUGUGUGAGCUUCUACAUUAUGUUUACAUUAUGUUUUUGUUUUCAGGAGCCAUGAUCUUUAUCUCUAUUCUGGUUCCAGCCACUGUUGUAGUGUUAGUUUUUCCUCUGUUCCUGUGGAAAUGCUUCUUCCAAAAUAAAACUGUUAAAGACAGAAAUAAUGAUCAAGUCUAUGAAUCUGUACAUGAGGUUACAGUGACUGCAUGUGAAAAUCUGUAUGAACCUAUUUAUGUCCUGGCAGGAGACCCAGCUAUAAUCAAUCAGGCCCAAAAGACACAUCCUGUUUCUUCUGCAUCCUCAGAGACACCUAGAUAUCAGAUCAUACAGAAAAUACAGAAGGACACCUGAGCGAAGUUUCACCAACUAACUGCAAACAGAUCAUAAACUUCAGAUCUUAUAUUUCUCACAGGAUCAGGAUCUUUCAUCCCCUGUCUCUUCUUCCAGGAGGUUACAGCUUGACUGUAGACAGAUCCUUUAAUAAUAUCAAGGGUUCAUUAUUUUAUUUUAAUAUAUUCACACACACACACACACACACUGUAUAUAUACAGUGGGCAUAGAAAAGAAUCACCCCUUCAGUAAGGAAGAAGGACAUGUCCAGCUGUAUUUACACAGCACAACGUUCAACAUCCAAGAUAUAGCAGCAACAAGUCUGAAAAAAAGAGUGUAAUAUCAUUGUUUCCUCCUUAAAGACUCCUCACAUGAUCCUUCAUACAUCAACGUUUCCUAAAAUAUCCCCCCAUCCCCACCCCCACCCCCACACAACACACUCCAACACAUCAUCACGGGCUUGAUCAGGAAGUUGUGAUGGAAAGAAGGACAAACUGUCAGUUAGUAAAAUAUUCACCAUGAGUAGUGUCCUGCAGGUGUGUGUGUGCGUCUCACUCGCUUUAUUCAUCACUAACCAAGCCGUCACAGUACAGAGAGUGUUUCUGCCCAAAGACCACUUCCUGUUCCUGUCAUGUGACGGUCAGUCAGAUGUGGAGUGGAGACAUGGAGAGCGGAGUCUGAGGAUUGUGAACAGCACCAAGCAGAAUCUCUUAUCAGACGGAACGCUGUACAUCAGUGAGGUGGAGGACAGCGACUCGGGCCUGUACUACUGCAACAACCAGCUCAGGGCACAUAUCACUGUACUCACAGGUACACACACACUCACAGAUUAUAACGUUGAUGUGUGUGAAGGUGGAACUGUGUACCUGCGGUGUUCACUCCCUAAACAGCGCUGGGCUUUUAAACACAACACCGAAGCAAAGAGAGUCUUCAUCUCCACACGCUUCAAGAACGGAACGGUCAUCAAGGAACGUCCAGAUCCAGACUCACGCUUCACACACACUCCAGAACAUCUACAGAUCCUCAACAUACAGAUGCUCGACUCAGGGACCUACUACUGCAGCGGCAAAGACAUCGCUGCUGUUUCUGUCACAUCAGAGAGCAACACACUCCAGUGUCCUGCUACAGAAGCAACAGAAUCAGGAAACGACGUCCCUCAGAAGUCUGGAAACGCUGUGGUUACGGUGGUCCUGCUCUCGGUCAUCGUGUGUCUGAAGUUCAGCGGCAGAAAAAAGCCCACAGCUUCCAAACCAGAAGAAAGUGCACUGAAUCUGCAGAACACACGCUCUCAGGACGCAGACACUUCAGUGACGCUUCAGUCAGCAGAUCGAUUGAGGAGCUGUAAUGAUGAGAUCCACUAUGCAUCACUGGGGCAGAACUGGAGAGCUCGAGGCUGGAAUCAGCAAAGCAGACAGCAGGUCAUUUACUCCACACUGCUGCUGACCCCUAAACACACACCAUAGAACAUAGGACACACACACACACACACACACCAUAGAACAUAGGACACACACACACACCAUAGAACACAGGACACACACACACCAUAGAACACAGGACACACACACACCAUAGAACACAGGACACACACACACCAUAGAACAUAGGACACACACACACACCAUAGAACACAGGACACACACACACACCAUAGAACACAGGACACACACACACCAUAGAACACAGGACACACACACACCAUAGAACAUAGGACACACACACACACCAUAGAACACAGGACACACACACACCAUAGAACACAGGACACACACACACCAUAGAACACAGGACACACACACACACACCAUAGAACACUGGACACACACACACCAUAGAACACAGGACACAC
Messenger RNA from Hemibagrus wyckioides, 6316 nucleotides. RefSeq lists its product as uncharacterized. The record is from RefSeq and is a predicted model, not a curated record. The transcript has 13 exons. Lineage: Eukaryota; Metazoa; Chordata; Actinopteri; Siluriformes; Bagridae. Bases 4986 to 5930 code for a protein of 314 amino acids.